Protopolystoma xenopodis is the source of this 276-nucleotide messenger RNA. Lineage: Eukaryota; Metazoa; Platyhelminthes; Monogenea; Polystomatidea; Polystomatidae. The record is from the annotation of a GenBank genome assembly.
GUGGUUGUUGUUGUUGUUGAGGUGGUUGUUGUUGUUGAUGCUGUGGUUGUUGUUGUUGUUGUUGAUGAUGAUGAUGAGGUUGUUGUUGUUGAUGUUGUGGUUGUUGUUGUUGUUUUUGUUGAUGAGUUGGUUGUUGCUGUUGUUGAUGAUGAUGAGGUGGUUGUUGUUGUUGUGUUUGCAAGAGCGUUGGACCUGUCUGCUGUAUCAUCGUGCCGGGGGCCGGCUGAGAGCCGGCCUUUGAAAGCGAAUGACCGAGUGCUGCCUGUUUUUGGUUGA